AUGAGACGACGAUCCCCGGGUGUGGGGUGCGUUGGCGCCGAGAUGUGUCUCUGCAAGUGGGUUUCUGGAAGGGGACGCAAGGAGGCCAGCAUGUGGGCUGUUGCUGUUGGUUGUGCAACUCUGCUCAUCGUCGCAAGGCGGCGGGACGGCAAUUGUGCGACGCAAGGAUGGCGGACUGUGGAUCAGGACUUCAGGAGGCACCUACAUCUCACUGGGCUUGAUGCCAGAGGCAACGUCGUGAGCGACCCGGCGGGCGCAGACUGGUUCGGGCGAGGUCAGGACGUGGGCGGCUGGCGAAUCGAGGCACCGUCGUGUCCGCGGCAGAAAGAUAGGAUACGGAUGCUAUUACUGGAGACGGCGUGCCAUGAUCGCCCAUGCGGAGGGGCCGCCGUCGAUUUAAAUACGACGCGGUGUUGGACGCAAGCUGGGCACUGCGGCCUCAUCCAUCGGAGGCGCCAGUCGAUUCGGGCAGGGAGCAGCAGAGGGCCGGCCGCCUUCGUGACGACGACGACGGAGCCAGGGGCAAGCCGGUUCCCCGUCGCUGGUGCCAUGCCAGUCCGUCCGCGCGCAAAGGCUCGCCGACGCGGUGGGUUUCCAUGGCUGCCACUGGCGUCCAGCGACGGCGUUCGCCCUUGUGGCUCCGAGUCCCAGCUGCCCAGCCCAGUCCAACCCAGCCCAGCUCGUGGUGGGUGA
Purpureocillium lilacinum is the source of this 693-nucleotide messenger RNA. Lineage: Eukaryota; Fungi; Ascomycota; Sordariomycetes; Hypocreales; Ophiocordycipitaceae. The record is from RefSeq and is a predicted model, not a curated record.